Daldinia vernicosa is the source of this 813-nucleotide messenger RNA. RefSeq lists its product as uncharacterized. The transcript has a single exon. NCBI's taxonomy places the organism in Eukaryota, Fungi, Ascomycota, Sordariomycetes, Xylariales, Hypoxylaceae. The record is from RefSeq and is a predicted model, not a curated record. Bases 1 to 813 code for a protein of 270 amino acids.
AUGUCGAACGACAACACCAACAGCCCCUCUGGCGACCGCCGCGGCUCUGUCACUUCCGCUGCGCUCUGUAAUCUCUGGCAACGAAGCAACUCGACCUCUACUGGAAAUGGUAUCGGCCGCGAAUCGGUCACAUCGGUGGCGUCUAGAGACCAACGUCGACGACUAUCUGUUAAUACGAUAGGGCUGUCUGGUACCUCACCCAAUUCUGGAAAUGCCACUUUUGGAAUGCGCAGGGGCAGUAAUUCCACCAACAACUCGGAUGCAGUCGAUGAGAGCGCCAUCGAGGAUGAGGAAUCCGCCAAGAUAGGGCCUACUUCUCCUUUCGCUCGUCGCAUCAGCUUCGGCGCCCAGGCUAUGCUUAGCCUACGCACUGGAUCCGGAAGCCCCGGAUCAACUGGUAGGACUCCCCAGCAGUCGAGACGUAUUUCUAAUGCAAAUACGCGUGCUCUACCUUCCAGUGCCUCGUCCGCCUCAACUGCUGCGAGACGGGCAAGCACCUCUCAGGCAAGCAAUGUAUUACCCUACAGAGCCCCUUCUGACAUGUUUUCUGCUCGGGCAGACAAUGGAUACAACUGGCCCGAGCAGCUUAGAUCCCGUGCCGAAAGCAGUGUUCAAGGUCAUCGACCGACCUUUGGACCUCGUAGAUACGGCUCGCCACCUCACGGCGGCGGUCAACAUGAUCGCUCUAAAUCCGUUUCCGAAAUGCCACCUCCUCCCAAACAAGCUGCUGCCGUAAAACCGAAGCAGCCAGAAAGGCCUAAGCCAGACCCCAUGCAAGAGCGCAUUCUCAAAGGCGACUUCUAUAUGGAUUGA